UGGAGAGUCGACUUCCUCCCGCGGUCAGGUUCCGAUCAAAACAAAUCUGGGAAACUACACGGAACGCCAUUUCUCGGGGUUUGCGCCGAGGAAGAGCGGGGAAUAAACUAUUUUCCAUCCAGAUCUUUAUAUUUUUAUUUUUAAUUAUUUUUUUGAUAUCGGCGCGGAUAGUAUACCAUUCGGCGGUGAUGGACAUAAUGAUUGCAGUGCAGGAUGCGUGCGUCUCCGGUCAGUGGCUCACCGCUAUAAUUCUUAGUCUUUGCUGCUUUUUACCAUCGUGCUUGCCCGCUGGACAAACUGUGGACUAUGCGUCCAGCGAAAGUGUGGUCAGCAGACAGGGAGACACCGCGCUGCUCAGAUGCUACCUAUUGGAUGGAAUCUCAAAAGGAGCAUGGUUGAACCGCUCCAGUAUCAUUUACGCAGGGAAUGACAAGUGGUCAGGGGAUCCUCGGGUGUCCAUCGUAUCAAAUGUGGGGGACAAACAUGAAUACAGUUUACAGAUACAGAAAGUGGAUGUAACAGAUGAGGGCUUGUACACUUGCUCGAUACAGAGCGAACGUAAUCCACGCCCAAAGCUUAUUCAGUUAAUUGUAAAAGUUCCUCCCAAAAUCUAUGACAUUUCAUCGGACAUUACGGUAAACGAAGGCAGCAAUGUUUCACUCAUCUGCACAGCCAGCGGAAAACCAGAGCCCAAAAUCUCUUGGAGACACAUCACCCCAUCAGCCAGGAAGUAUGAAAGUGGAGAGUAUUUAAAUAUCACAGGCAUCACUCGAGAUCAAGCAGGGGACUAUGAAUGCGGCGCAGAAAACGACGUUGCUUCGCCCGACACCAAGACCGUUAGAGUCACAGUCAACUAUCCUCCAGCAAUCCAUGAGAUGAAAAGUCACGGAGUUCGACCCGGUCAGAUGGCUCUGCUGAGAUGUGAGGCAGCAGCUGUCCCCUCUCCCAUCUUCGAGUGGUACAAGGGAGAGAAAAGGAUUAACAUGGGUCAAGGUAUAGACAUCAAGAAUCUCAGCUCCAGAUCAAUUCUCACAGUGAAAAACAUGACACAGGAUCGCUAUGGCAACUACACCUGUGUGGCUGUCAACAGGUUGGGAACAGCCAACGCCAGUGUGCCUCUGAUUCCACCCAACACCGCUCCGUAUGGAAGUACAGGAGGCGGCGAAGUCCUGCUGGCAUGCCGGUACCUGAUCCUGGCGCUCUCUUCUCUCGUCAGCGUUUACUAGCCCCGGAGAUGGCCAUACACAAUGACUGUAAAGAACCCUUUUGAGCAUUUACAGAAUCUUUCACCUUGCUGAUGGCUGGAUCCAAUCUGGUACAGUUUGUUUGGAAAGCAACAAGGGAUUUUAAUCAGCAUUACUUAUGUUGGGAUGGUAAUUUUGUUUUGUGGUGUUUGUAAAUACAUUUGGUUUUAGGGGGUUGUUUUUGUUUUGUUUUUUCUUUUCUUAUUUUCUUUUUUUUAAUUUCCCACUUUGUGAAUUAGAGCACAUUGUCCCCCUUUCAAUGCUCUCAAAUUAGCUGAAAUCAUGCUUUGGAAAAGUGAGGUUUGUGACAAGUGUUACUGAUAUUGAAAAAUGGAAAGGCGCCCUAGUGUGCCACCUUUUUUUCUCUGUGCUGGUGCAUCAUUUACAUACCCAUAAACCAGGGAAAGUAUUUAAAUCAUCAAAGGUUUUGGUGAGCUAAUUUAAAUCCCAUGAGCCAAAAAACACGUCUAAGAUUUAAAAAAUGUAAACAUACUAAAUCAAAUUUAUAUAGUUCAUGGCAAAGGGAAAAAUUAAAGAGUAGUUUUAGUAUAAUAUACCAAUGAAAAUAAUUAAUCAUUGUGUGGACCAAAAUUUAAGCCAUACCUCAAUGGUUUAGACCUGUGCUGUUUACCCUAUUGAAUUUACUGCAAUAUACAAAGUAAGUUCAUAACCCAUUCUAGUUAUUCUAGAAAAUACAAGUUUUAGUUAUGUUUGCCUCCCCUCAAAAGUUCUUUUACUGGGAAGAAAUCCUCGAUUGCAUUCAAGAUUCAAAUAUAAAUGAGUAAAUGUAUGUGAUACAUUUUUAAAAAUAAUUUUGAGUUUUGGCCUUUUUAAAGCUAAUCAUAAAUUAAAAAUGAGACCCAUGCAAUAGUCUAAAUCAGCAUGGUUGUAAAAGGUUAUUAAAAAACAAAGCUGUGUCACAGAGCUCUGUCACUUCUGUCCUUCUAUAUUCUUUAUAAAAAAAAGAAUAUAGAAAUAUUCAAUGAAUAUUGCAUUGAUGUUAUAUUAAUCAAGACAUCAAUGAACAAUAGCACAUAAAAUACAUUCUGCAGUUGGCAGCAUGCAAGUAGUAUAAUGGGCCAAUCCAAAGUGGAGGAAAAGCAACAGAGAAUGGGUCACAAUCAAUGUGCACUUUGAUUAAAUGAAGAAAUUACGGACAGUGUCUAAUGAAUCUUAUCUGACGAUCGUUAUUUUUUUUAUAGAUUAUGUUCUGUUAUAUGGUUGUAAUGAUUUAAACAGGAUUUUUUUAUAAUGUAUUAACAUAUUUCCUGCUUUGCUUUUAUCAGUGUGAAAUAGUUUCGAAUAGGGAAGCAGAAAAAAAUAAUAUGCACUUCCCUCGUGGGGACAAUAUGAAACUUUCAAGUGUGGAUCCAAACAUGUGAAUGAAUAUUCUUUCAAAAUAAGUAUGCAGUAUGGCAUAGUUUACAAUGUUGUCUUUCAUUUUAGAUGCUACAAGUGUUGUUGAUUCUUGUCAGACAAGUAGAAGUUGGAAAAAAGAAUCGUUUGUAAUCAAAUAAUCUACUUUUAACUCAGAGGGUGUGAACAAGUCAUAUGGUAUAAUAGAAAACGAGUCAUGUGUAUGUAUAGACCAUUUCAAGGACUGUUAGUUGGUGACGUCACUGUUCCGUGAACAUUUCCUGCUUGUCAAAGCAGAGACCAUUUAGCAGAGACAGGCCACUUCUAUUACAAUGAAGGGAAGAAAUUGGAACGCCCAAUGGCAGCCAACAGUCAAGGACAAAAAUACAGCCUCAUCACUGCUGUCUUUAAACACCGAAUGCGCCUCCCCUCGGGAGACCGGUCUCUACCUGCUUGUGUCUUCGCAGGUCCAGGAACUGAGCGGUGAGGGUCCAGUGUGAGUUAGAUGCGUCACCGAACCUGCACCCGCAAAUCGAGUGAAGCCGGCACCACACGCGCCUCGGACCAAUAAAAUUGUACUGCUUAUUUGAAAUAUGUUCUUUUAUCGUAAUCUUGACCAACCGUUUUGGAGAUUUUGAUCUUUCCCCAUUCAAGUAGAUUGGAGCACUGUCAUGACACUUGUUUACAUUGAAAAAUAACUGCCCAAGAGCGCUCCAAAAAUGGCCGCCGAGUGGACUGACUUACCUUGAAAAAGAGACUUGUUGAAAGGAUCCGGAAAUACGUUUGGACCGAUCUAAUUUGUAUUUUUUUUUUUUUUUUACAUUCUUGAAAUGGUCUAUAUUCAAAGAAAGUAGAAUUCAUUUUAUCUUCUUGGUAGAGCCAGUGUUUAGGUUUAGUUUAACCUCUACUCUAGUUCCCACGCACUUGUAUACUACGAUGUGCAGAAAUUAUAAAUGUGCUGCAUGUCAAAUAAUAUGUAUGUUAAGGUGGCCACUUACCAUAAAUCAAUAAUUUGAUAACAAAACCAGGCUGCUUUGACUUGAAAUGUGUUCCACACUACUGAACAUCACAAGAGUUGUGAGCUAUGAUGAAAUGUUCUUUUAAUGUGAAAGUCAUCACAGAAUCUUUUCUGCUCAGUAUGCAAUAUUGGGUAUACUCCUCCAUGCUCAAGCUUUUAUUUAUGCUAUAUCCAUGAUACGUUAACAUUCUUUUUGUAUAUUAUUUCUUGCACUUUUUACAUAACUGUCAAUACCAGGGAAAAAUACAUAAUGAAUGACAGGAAAAACAUCUUAAGUCAUCACAAACCAAUUUCCUUGUAUUGCACUGUAAAUCAUGUACACUUACAAAAGUUAUACUCUGAGAUUACAUACUUAAAAAAAAAAAACACUGUAUCAUAUAGAAUUUACGUAAACGUUUGUGUCCCUGUGCUUAUUGCAAACAUGAAAGCCUCAAACAUCAAACAAAGGGAGGUUAAAAUAUUCAUUUAUUUAUGAUCGUACCAUGGCCUGGCUCUCAUUGUACUGUAAAAAGUACCAUUGCGCUUGCUUAUCUUUACCACUAACCUCCAUAACCGUGAUUAACACCAAUAGCUUUGAAUGGAAAAAAUACGCUACAUUUCAUAUCAACGUGAAAUAUAAUUUAAGUCCACUUUAGAAGUAAGUACUGUAUAAAAUGUGCCUUUAAAAGUAUUUAAUUGAUCUGAUCUGUUGCCAUUCCAUGUUGAAUGCCAUGUCCAAGCAUCAUGCAUUUGCCAUUCAUAGUAUGCCAGAUAAAUAUCGGUGUUUGCUGUUUUAAGUUCUGUAAAGAUAUAAAAGUAGCACAUGCUCUUUUAAUAAAUAUUGUUAAUGAAAUAUCAAGAAAGAGCUCAUUAAACCAUCAUUAAAACUGCAUAAGUGGAUAUCAAGAUAAACGGUGAAAAAUAAGGCAGAAGGCAUUCAUGCAUGCACAAUUCUCUGAAAAGUGACAGCCUUUCAAAAGAGUCUGUAAAUAACAGGAAAAUGUGUGGUAAAUUUUCACUCUGAACAUCUAAUGACUUGAUAAUUACAUUCCUGGACAUGCAUUAAUAUUCAAUGACAAUUUUCAGAAUAGCUUACGUUAGCUGAGCACUCGUGUUGCACGUGGAACUGAAGUUCACACGGCUCUCACAUGGUGUCACCUCACCUGCUGGUGGUCAGGAUAACAUGAUGAGUUGAUGCUAUUUUGGAGAGAGUUCAAAUUACAUACAUAGUAUGUUCUGGCCUGAGGAGUCCCCUUGGGUUUCUUCUCAACACCUUGCCCAAAGUCCUGUGAACGUUGCUAUGAUUCAGCUCUGACAAAUAAGGUGUGAGUUAGCAUUUUAGGUGUUUUUUACAAAUUCUAAGAACACAUAUUGAAAAAAAAAAAGAGUACUUGUUGACCGAUAUGUGUUAUUAGUUCAUGCAAAAAUGAAAAUGUAUAACUUUCUUCUGCGGAACACAAAAUAAAAUAGUUUAAUAAAUGUCCUGUUGGCUGAAUUCAAUAUAAUGGCAGUACAUAGUGACACUGUAACACUUAAAGGAAUAAUACAGGUUCAGUACAAGUUAAGCUCAAUCGACAGCAUUUGUGGCAUAAUGUUGACUACCACAAAAACUUAUUUAGACUCGUCCCAUCUUUUCUUUUAAGUCCCCAUGAAACGGAAGUUAUGACCAACUUUAUUACUGUAUUGUGACAUAUUUCCAAGUGAAACGGCUUUUCGAACGAGAGAAAAAAAUGGAGGGCGGGGACUUUGUUUACGUUUGGACAAGGCUGGAGCCAUUGUGCAAAUACAGAUGAAUGUUAAAUCAAAUCAAAUAAAAUCAAAUCACUUUUAUUGUCACACAGCCAUAUACACAAGGGUGUGUGAAAUUCUUGGGUGCAGUUCCGAUCAACAACAAAAACAAGUGAGUAGAAGCUAAUUUGUCCUCGUUUUGAAUCACAAUACACUAAGCAUAAAGAAUAAAGAACACUUACACGAGCAGUAUAUCCAUGAAGCCUCCGUCUGCAGAAAAAUAGAAAUAAACUCCAGCGAGUUUCCUUUUGUCCAGCAUCGGCGACAUCGUGUCUUUUUAAAAGUCAUCAUUCCUGUGCUCUAUUCCAUAUGAAACAAUUGCCCUCAACUGCCCUCAAGCUUAUAUCUUCUGAAAACAAAUUUUGUCAGCUUUUGGAAGUACACUAGCAUAUUGAUGACCUUAAAGCAGCAAAACUUGAAUUUUGAUUUCACGGCAACUUUAAAAAAGGCAAAAAUUGAGGUUACAGUGAUGAACUUACAAUUCAUGAAUGGGGCCGCUUUUUUAAGAAAGGUAGAAAUAUGUUAAGCUUGUAAUAUUAUAAAAGUAUUUACAUUCAUUUUUGUUAAAACUUGCGUAUUAUUUAAGCAGUAAAGUUGUUUAAAUUGUCGUUUUUGCGGGAUUAUAGGGUUUACAGCAUUACGUCGUCAUGGCAACGAAAUUGUAAAAUUGGAUAUAUAUCUUAUAGGAUAUCACACAUAUAAGGUUAGGAAGCUAUUUUAUCACACUUACAUCAUGUUAACACACAUACUGUUCACGUCUUGUGGUUAUACUUUUAAAACAUGUAAGUUUAAGUAUUUUAACAUUUAUGGAUUGGCUCCAUUUACCUCUAUUGUAAGUGCCUCACUGUAACCCAGAUUAAAUAAUCGAACAUAAUUUUUUGUGGUAAUCAGCAUUAUGCCACAAAUGCUGUCGACUGAACUUCAUUUGUGUUGAACCCAGAAUAUUUCUUUAAUAAAGCAUCCAAAUGCAUCAUAAACAGUAAUCUGUACAUCAUAUACCAAGUCUUAUUAAGCCAUUCAAUCACUUUUUAUGAUGAACAGGCCGUAACUGAAGUAGUUUCUCACUAUAAAAUCAAAUCAUUAUAAAUAAAAUAAAAAGUUGUGUGGGUUUGAAACGACAUGAGGGUGAUUAAAUAAUGACAGAAUUUUAAUUUUGCCGUGAACUGUCCUUUUAAUGGCCGAUGGCGUUACAUUUAUCUUGAAAACAGAGGGGCCAAUAGCCAAUAUACUGCUAUUGUACAUAAAAUAAGUAUCAAAAUCAGUUUUAAUAAAAUAAGUGCAUUAACCAUCAACAAGGUUGUCAGUAGACUUUGGGGCCAACAUGGAAUGACUACUAUUAAUCGGCCGAUAAGCUCAAAAUGGUCAAAUAUUGACCAAUUAAUCGGCUUGUCCGAUAAACCGGUCUAUCACUAAAGAAUAAAGAGUCAAUGGUUGCUGGUUACAGAUGUAUACAGUCAGCUUCUCUAGGAAAAGUCCCCAAAAAACAUCAUUUUAGAUAAUUCAUCUUCUAUCACAAGUAGAGCUGCUGGCAAGACAGAAUGAGGGUGGUAGACAGCACUGCAAUGAUUAAAAACCUGUCAGCUCCAUCUCUGCCUUGUCCAGACUCUUGUGAAAGUCAGUUUGAGAGUGCUGUGUGUGCGGUCAGGGGAGCUGAUUCUUCUGACCUGGCAGUUAAUAAAAUUCUUCCUGUGCCUUUGUCAGUUUCUGAGGAUGAUUUUGUGGAGUGCAGGAGGGUGCUGCAUUAACCAGCGGCAAGCGCUCACUCUCCCAGCAGCAUUCUGGCAGGCCUGACAGUAAUCUACAUAAACCUCUGUCCUUCUCCAAACGCUUGCCAGUAAUUGCAGUUUUGCAGUAUUCUAAUUGACUCCAUAGAACACUGUAAAGAACAAAAACCUUUAAUCCUUCCCGAAGCACAUUUGCUUUAAGGCUAUUGUGUUAAACCUUCGAAAGAUACGUAACCGAUGACAAAUUAACCAGUUGCCGUGAAUGUACUUAGCCUGUAGAAACAUUCAUUGGCAAAAUAUUUGUCUGGAUAAUAAAAUAGCUGCCAAAAAGACAAUGAGUGAAUUCUAAAGCUUUUCUCCUUCAAGUGUUUGUCAACCCCCUCGCUCAUUAUUUUCACUGAGCUGGAAAAUAAGUUAGCCAAGCACUGAUGCAGUGGUUUUGAUAAUGCUAUGGUUUUAACAGAGAUUUCUUUUGCUGAACUCAGUGUGAAGCUGCUGAUUGUCUCUCAUCAGGAGACACAUUUGUGUGAAAUGCAAGGAUUUAGGAAGAUAGUCUAAGGUUUUGAGAAAACAGUGGGAUCACUUUCAACAACACCAUUCACUGUUAUUCACCGUUAUGUAUCAUUAGAUAUAUGUUGGCCUGGUAAUGUGUUGUUAGCUGUUUUGAUUGGCAUGGGCUUUUUAUGUUGGCAUCUUUCAUAUCUUAAGCAGUUAUUUUGUAAAGUGAAAUAAGUCAAUCAGUGACAGCACUCGUCUGCUAUCAAGUAAUUAAGCACAGAGGACACCUGCCAGAAAGAUUCAGAUCUCUAAUGGUUUCUAAAAACAUUUGGUGAGAAGCAGGCCCGCUUUGGUUACUUUUGUAUAUAUAUGUUUAUUUGAUUUUGGUACCUUUUUUGGUUCAGUUUGGUGACAAAGUAGAAUGGACAUUGUAACCAUAUUGGGAUGGCUGUAUUUUUAUUUCUCAUUUUCUUUUAUUUCUCAUGAAGCUGAAAUUUCUGUGAUGAGAAAUUUGGUCAUCUUUACUUACAUGUGAAUGGAGAUACUUUAGCCACCAGGAAUAUAGUUGUAUAUUUUAGGCUCUAGAUCACUGGAAUGACAUAUAUGGCUUUAAGUGGCAUUGAUAUAUAUUGAUAUUUGUCAAGAAAAAAAAAAGAAUCACAUACUUUAAUUACUUUAAAGCUUACAUUGUGUAUAGCACGAAUGCAAGUUCAUUUUCAUCAUGUUUGAUGUAAUUUUGUAGCAGUGGUUUGAUACUAAUAAAGUUGGAAGUUGAUGAUGGAACUGUGAAA
Molecule: messenger RNA, 8398 nt
Organism: Myxocyprinus asiaticus (Chinese sucker)
Lineage: Eukaryota; Metazoa; Chordata; Actinopteri; Cypriniformes; Catostomidae
Product: neuronal growth regulator 1-like
Exons: 7
Coding region: 189-1226 (345 amino acids)
Cellular component (GO): neuron projection
Source: RefSeq, a predicted model, not a curated record